CAACGCAACUUUGAAGCAAUUAAACAAGGCUUAAAAAUGAAUAAAACAAAUCCAUCUUCAAAUUACGAUAUUACGAUUGUUGGAGCAGGUGCUUUUGGUACAGCUGUGCUUGGUCAGCUCAGUCUUUUACAAAAGACCACAGAAUCAUUUCGUAUACUUGUCGUCGAAAGAAUGGCAAAACUUGGUUCAGGAUUACCCUACUCCGAGGAAAUGAACAUACCAGAAUAUAUUAUGAAUAUCGCAGGGGGUUGUACCCAGAUAACUGCCACCUACAUUCCCAUGUCUAAAAGAUCCGAUUUCAUUGAAUGGCUAAAGUCGCUAACUCGCGAGUACCGUGCUUCGAUUGGCGUACCGGAAAGUCAGAGCAACACGGAUUGGGUGUAUCGUCCAUUUCCCAGAAAGAUCGUCGGUUUGUACCUUCAAGAUAGAUUCAAUUCCUUCUGUGAUGCGCUGACACGUAAAGGUUUUGAAGUGGAUUUGAGGAAUCAUACAGAGGCCAUUUCAGUCCAGCCUGCUGACCAUGAUUCAAAGCUUGGCUAUGAAAUCAAAUUGGAUGAUGAAAGUAAAGUCUUUACUCACGUUCUUUUCAUCGCCACGGGGCACUGGAGUUACAAUCGCUAUCCACAUUUUUCAGCGUGGAUACCUUCAGUUUAUCCACCACGCGUGUUGCAAGAGAGAUCACAGUCGAAGACAAGCAUCGGGAUUUUGGGAUGUUCUUUAUCCGCUAUUGACGCCGCACUAGCUUUGGGGAAAGCAAAGGGUGACUUUCAACAAAUUGGAAAUGAAGAGCAGAGAAAACUGGUCUUUUUACCUCACCCGGGAGAGCACCAAUUCAAGAUGAUAAUGUAUGGUCGCAAAGCAAUUCUUCCCCAGGUAUUGGGCGUGGGCGUCAAUAAGAUUUUUUCAUAUAAGCAAUUAAUACCGGAAAAGCUAAUGCCCAUAAUUCAAGUCAACAACGGCCAACUUCCGUUAGACGAACUUUGGUCUCUUCUGAAAAAAGAAAUCUAUGAUGAAGUUCCCCAUUUGCACCCACAUUUCCCUGAAGACUGGGAAAAUAUCUUGCUUGAAGAAGCAGUGAACCAACUUGAUAUGUACCUACAAGAAACCGACUACAAGGAAAGAUUGAAUAAAGAAACAGAAGAUGCGAAAGAGAGCCUAAAAAGUGGUAUCCCUUUACCUCUGCAGAAUGUCUUCUUCCAGUCCUACGCCAUCUUUGAUGAAUUGCUGACAUAUUUCACUGCUGAAGAUAGACUACGUUUUGAAAACGUGAAAACCGAGUUGCACUUGUUACUUGCGCCCUUUCCUGUGCAAAAUGCAGAGAAGAUACUGGCUCUCAUGCAGGGUGGCUUCCUUGAAAUUCAAAAACUCGGUACUCAGUACACAAUUACUGAAACACCCGAGUCCAAGCAAAUCAAGAUUUCGUGGACCGAACGGAAUCAAUGUUUGGAAAACACCCAUGACUUGGUUAUUGACGCGCUGGGACAGUGUAGUGAUUUUGAUAAAGAUUCAUCGCCUUUGACUACAUCCCUAAAGAAGCAUAACCUUCUCAAAGAAGUUCUCGUCCCAUUUGACGAUUUGGAAAAUGCACAAAACCAUUCCGAACACCCUCGCGUCGUUAAGAGGGAUGGAGUCUAUUAUUAUCGCCCGGACGGAGCUUGUAUUGAUAAACAAAACUACUCUCUGGUGCCUUCAACCGACGCUACUUCGGCCUGUCCAGUUUACUACAUGGGACCCUUUACGCAAGGUCAAGUUGCCUUUCCACAAGAUUUGAGUGUCGUCACUACAGCGGCUGAGAGCUCAGUUUCCGACUUGGUAAAAAGAAAAAUCCUUAAAAAAGAUACGGAUGCCAUUUCUUCAGAAGAUCCUCGUCAGAUGGACGGCGACCAACUCAAUGCAAAAGGUGACUUAGACACCGAGAUGAGAUUGAUGACAGAAAAAUUAAAGCGCACAGGCUAUAUAUAAAUAGAAGAUUCUCUGCUCCAUCUUCUAACUGAUGAAUUGUAGUUUUUGCUUUAGUUUAACCGAUUUUUUAAAUUAAUUAUUUUCAAUGCACAGAAACAAGAUGAGCGGAUAAUUGGUAAAAUUUCGCGAUAAGCACUUAUUCGUUAGCUUCGUGGUUGUCCAACUCCAACCCAAUCUCUUUCCGCCAUAGUUGUAUAUACUAUCAUUUUUCACGUAUUAACCUUCUUAGCAUAACCAUCUACCAUGACACAUUCGUCAAGAUAGGCUUCAAAUGCCUGUCUUGUUGCACAUUAAAUAAAAUGUAAAAUUUUAAUAAA
Molecule: messenger RNA, 2279 nt
Organism: Dendronephthya gigantea
Lineage: Eukaryota; Metazoa; Cnidaria; Anthozoa; Malacalcyonacea; Nephtheidae
Exons: 1
Coding region: 37-1962 (641 amino acids)
Source: RefSeq, a predicted model, not a curated record